AUGAAGCAUUUCUUUAGGCUACCGACAGCAUUCCGGCCCAUUUCUAGGGUUUCCUUACGAUAUUCUAGUACUGAUACCGCUCAACCAAAAAUAUCAAAACUCAAAAUUAGUUUUAAUAAAAUUUCUGAAUCAAAUAGCGAAAAAAAAGAUAAUUUGGGUUCAAUUGACACACGAAAUUGUCUUUCGACUCAGCAAGAUGACAAACUAUCAAGCACUGAGCCCUCGAAGGCUUCCCUUCCACCAUCAUUACAAUAUGUUCGUGACUUGAUGGAUUUGUAUAAGGAUCAUGUGGUUUUAACACAAAUGGGGUCAUUUUAUGAACUUUACUUUGAACAAGCAAUUAGAUACGCUCCAGAAUUAAAUAUAUCAUUGACGAAUCGAGCUUAUAGUCAUGGCAAAGUUCCAUUUGCUGGGUUUCCUGUACACCAGUUAAGUCGACAUUUAAAAAUGCUUGUUAACAAUUGCGGAUACAGUGUAACUAUCGCAGAGCAAUUCAAAAAAAAGGACGUGGCAGAUAAUGAAGCCAAUAAAUUCUAUAGGAGAGUGACUAGAAUCGUUACUCCCGGCACUUUUAUUGAUGAAGCAUUUGAAAAUUUGAGGGAAAAUACAUAUCUCCUGAACAUCGAAUUUCCUGAAAACUGUAUGAGUCAAGUGGCAGACACGAGUCUAAAAGUUGGUAUAUGUUGGUGUGAUGUGAGUACUGGGGAGAUAUUUGUUCAACAAGUGUAUCUUAGAGAUUUGGUUUCUGCAAUAACAAGAAUUCAACCUAAGGAGAUUUUAUUAGAUGAAAGAUUACUUGAGUUUCAUAUCGAGUCAGGGACGUGGUAUCCUGAACUUGUUGAGCUUAAAAAAUUUUUUAUAAAAUAUCAGAAAAUGCCCAGUCAACAUCGCACUAUUGAAUCAUUCUAUGGGCUGUUUAAUUUGGGAGGUAAAGAAGCAACGGAAAGGCAAUUGAAAAUCCAAUUUCAAACUUUUACUCAGAAGGAGUUAGCUGCUUUGAGGAAUACAUUAAUAUACGUAAGUAAUCAUCUACCUGAUUUCUCUAUUAAUUUUCAGAUUCCUCAGAGACAAUUAGCAACGGCGAUAAUGCAAAUUGAUUCAAGAACCAGCACUGCACUUGAAUUGCAUUCUACUGUAAGAGACAACAAUAAAAAAGGCUCUCUGUUAUCAUCUAUAAGAAGGACAGUUACACCUUCAGGAACAAGACUUCUGUCUCAAUGGUUGAGUGGACCUUCCCUUGAUUUGAAAGAAAUUAAAAAGCGUCAGAAAAUUGUAGCAUUUUUCAAAGACAACCGUGAUAUCACUGAAACACUACGGACUAUGUUGAAAAAAGUAAAUGAUCUAUCCCGUAUACUUCAAAAGUUUAGUUUCGGAAGGGGCGAGGCAUUAGAACUUAUUCAAAUGGCACGUUCACUAGAGGUUUCAAGAGAAAUAAGAAAAUAUUUACUAAAUAACACGUCGUUGAUGAAAGCUACAUUAAAGAGUCAAAUCACACAGCUGACUGAGUCUUUAAAUUUUGAAAAAAAUUUGAUUGAUGAUAUUUUGAAGUUUUUAAAUGAGGAAGAGCUAGCAAAGUCACAAGAUGCUAAACAGAAUGCAGAUGUAACUAGAAUGCUUGACAUAGAUGUAAAAGACAAGAAAGAAAGUAACAAAGAUGAGAUUUUUGAAUUAAGAGAUUUUAUCGUAAACCCUUCGUUCAAUACCAAACUUAGGAAAUUGCAUGACACUUAUCAGGGCGUUUGGCAAAAAAAAACUGAGUACAAUGCUUUAUUAAAAGGUUUUUUUGUUGGCGACCUAGGUGCUAAGACUUUCACCUUGAAGGAAAGGCAAAACGGUGAGUAUGCCCUCCAUGUGACAGGAACAGCCUCUAGUUUAAAGAAAAUUGAUGAGUUAAUUAGUAAAUCGACGGAGUACCACGGAAGUUGCUUCCAUAUUUUGCAAAAAUCAAGCCAAACACGAUGGUUGAGUCACAAAAUUUGGACAGACUUGGGGCACGAGUUGGAAUUAUUAAAUUUAAAGAUUAGGAAUGAAGAGGCUAAUAUUAUUGAUCUUUUUAAAAGGAAAUUUAUUGAUAGAAGUAACGAGGUCAGACAAGUUGCAACUACACUGGGCUAUCUUGAUACCUUAUCGUCCUUUGCUGUGUUAGCUAACGAGAGAAAUUUAGUCUGCCCAAAAGUGGAUGAGAGCAAUAAACUAGAAGUAGUGAAUGGGAGACAUCUAAUGGUUGAAGAGGGUCUUUCCGCGCGCUCUUUGGAGACAUUCACGGCCAAUAACUGCGAAUUGGCGAAGGACAAUUUAUGGGUAAUUACCGGACCGAAUAUGGGUGGUAAAUCUACAUUCUUAAGACAGAAUGCAAUUAUAGUCAUUCUGGCGCAAAUUGGAUGUUUUGUUCCAUGCAGUAAGGCGCGUGUGGGUAUUGUAGAUAAGCUUUUUAGCCGAGUUGGUUCAGCAGAUGAUCUGUACAAUGAGAUGAGUACGUUCAUGGUUGAGAUGAUAGAAACAUCGUUCAUCUUGCAAGGAGCUACGGAACGGUCUUUAGCUAUUCUAGAUGAGAUUGGCCGUGGGACUAGUGGUAAAGAAGGCAUUAGCAUCGCUUAUGCAACUUUAAAGUAUUUGUUAGAGAACAAUCAAUGCAGAACGCUUUUUGCUACACAUUUUGGUCAAGAACUGAAGCAAAUCAUUGAUAACAAAUGUUCGAAAGGAAUGAGCGAAAAGGUCAAGUUUUACCAAAGCGGAAUCACUGAUUUAGGUGGAAACAAUUUUUGUUACAACCAUAAGUUGAAGCCGGGCAUCUGCACGAAAUCAGAUGCCAUUAGAGUUGCGGAAUUGGCCGGAUUUCCAAUGGAAGCGUUAAAAGAAGCCCGCGAAAUAUUGGGAUAA
Molecule: messenger RNA, 2880 nt
Organism: Saccharomyces cerevisiae S288C
Lineage: Eukaryota; Fungi; Ascomycota; Saccharomycetes; Saccharomycetales; Saccharomycetaceae
Gene: MSH1
Product: mismatch repair ATPase MSH1
Exons: 1
Coding region: 1-2880 (959 amino acids)
Biological process (GO): DNA metabolic process; mismatch repair
Cellular component (GO): mitochondrion
Molecular function (GO): catalytic activity; ATP-dependent DNA damage sensor activity; ATP binding
Source: RefSeq, marked reviewed